Molecule: messenger RNA, 927 nt
Organism: Dipodomys ordii (Ord's kangaroo rat)
Lineage: Eukaryota; Metazoa; Chordata; Mammalia; Rodentia; Heteromyidae
Gene: Tas2r8
Product: taste receptor type 2 member 8
Exons: 1
Coding region: 1-927 (308 amino acids)
Biological process (GO): G protein-coupled receptor signaling pathway; sensory perception of taste; detection of chemical stimulus involved in sensory perception of bitter taste
Cellular component (GO): membrane
Molecular function (GO): G protein-coupled receptor activity; bitter taste receptor activity
Source: RefSeq, a predicted model, not a curated record
AUGGUCAGCACUGAAGAUGUCUUUCUCAUCAUGAUAACUGGAGAGCUCAUAGUAGGCAUACUGGGGAAUGGAUACAUUGGCCUGGUCAACUUCAUUGACUGGAUGAAGAAGAGAAGGAUCUCCUCACUUGAUUACAUUCUCACCACGUUAGCUAUUUCCAGAAUAUUUUUAAUUGGUUCAACGGCACUAAAUGGCAUUCUACUGGUUCUGAACCCAGAUAUUUAUGCAAAUCUCAAAGUCCAGAUAGUUCUUUUUAGCUCCUGGACGCUCUUCAAUUACUUCAGCAUGUGUUUGGCUAUGUGCCUCAAUGUCUUCUACUUCCUCAAGGUGGCCAGUUUCUCCUAUCCCCUUUUCCUCUGGCUGAAGUGGAGAAUUGACAGAAUGAUUCACCGGAUUGUCUUGGGGUGCUUUGCCAUUAGUUUGCUGGUUGGCUUUACAGUGGUGAUAGUCCUGAGUUACAAUGAUAGGACUUAUGAUGUGCCAAGUCAGAAACUGAGCAACCCUGAAAUGUUCAAUGUAAGUAAAAGUCAAGGCUUUGAGCCAAUAACUUUAUUUAACCUGCUUGCAAUGAUUCCAUUUACUGUGUCAUUAAUCUCAUUUUUCUGUUUUAUAAUAUCCCUGUGGAGACAUAUUAAGCAAAUGAAAUGCAAUGCUACAGGUUAUAGAGAUCCAAGCACAGGGGCUCAUGUCAGAGCUAUGAAAAUGCUGACUUUAUUUCUCUUUUUCUUUUUUAUCUACUGCGUGUUUUCUCUUUUCAUUACUUUCAGCUACCUUAUACAAGAACAAAAGUUAGCUAUGUUGUUUGGUGAAAUUAUAACAAUUCUGUAUCCUAUGGGACACUCCCUGAUGUUAAUUGUUGGAAAUAAUAACCUGAGACAGGCUCUUAUCAGGAUGCUGAUGUGUAGGAAAAUAGUGCGUGUGAUGUAA